Molecule: messenger RNA, 900 nt
Organism: Nerophis lumbriciformis (worm pipefish)
Lineage: Eukaryota; Metazoa; Chordata; Actinopteri; Syngnathiformes; Syngnathidae
Source: RefSeq, a predicted model, not a curated record
AUGGAUCUCGUUUUGUAUCUGAUAGCUGCUGCUAUUUUGGCAGUCCUGCUGUUAUUUGCUGUGAAGUUGCGGAAGAGGACGCAGGAAGCUGACAGAGAGCAUGAGCAGGCCGUGGUCCGAGCGGCGGUCGUCCGUCCACGUGCAGCCGUGGAAGAGCGAGGGGCUGGUAUGCCACGUCGAAGGAGGAAUCUUGCAGGGGCGAUGGCCAACAGAAGACCACAGAGAGAAGUAGAGGAGCUUGAAGAGCAAGAACAGCAGGUAGAAGAUGAUGAUGAGGCCGAACAGCAGAGCUCCCAGCCGACUGCAAAAAUUGGAGCUAAAAAACAAAGGAAACUUGAAGAGAAACAGGCCAAGAAAGCACAGCGAGAGGCUGAGCUGGAGGAGCGUGAAGAAAGGAAGAGGAUGCAGGAGCUCAGAGAUCAAGAGAGACGACAGGAGGAGGAGAAAGAAAGAGAACUGGAAAAGAAACAGGAAGAGGAAGAGCGUCGGGCCAAGGAGGAGCAGGAAAAAAGGGAAGAGGAGGAGUACCUAAAGCUCAAAGCUUCCUUUGUGGUAGAAGACCAGGGUGAGGAGGAGCAGCUUACUGAAGACCAGUCACGUAACUUGCUCAGAGAAUUCAUCGAUUACAUAGAGAGCUGUAAAGUGGUUCUACUGGAGGACCUAGCCUCUCAUUUUGGAAUGAGAACAAAGGAUGCUAUUGCCAGACUGCAGGACUUGCUAGCAGAAGGAUCCCUCACAGGAGUCAUUGAUGACAGGGGGAAAUUUAUCUCAAUCACUCCAGCAGAAAUGGAUGCAGUGGCUCAGUUCAUCAAACAAAGAGGCCGGGUUUCUAUCACGGAGUUGGCCCUGGCUAGUAAUUCUUUGAUCAAUUUGAAACCAGAGAACCGCAACACUGCCUGA